This is a messenger RNA of Helianthus annuus (common sunflower), 1923 nucleotides long. RefSeq names its product probable serine/threonine-protein kinase PIX7. Gene Ontology annotation, biological process: protein phosphorylation. The coding region runs from base 543 to 1811 and encodes 422 amino acids. Gene Ontology annotation, molecular function: protein kinase activity; ATP binding. The record is from RefSeq and is a predicted model, not a curated record. The transcript has 6 exons. Lineage: Eukaryota; Viridiplantae; Streptophyta; Magnoliopsida; Asterales; Asteraceae.
GAGAGAGGAAACGAGGGUGAUUAGCUUUUAUUUUAAAUCACCCAAAAACUGUCCCAUUUCACCACCUCUUUUUUGGUAAUUAGAGAAAGGCCUCCCCCCACAAAAAAAGUGGUGGGCAAAAAAGUAGUUUUUGUACACAAUGGUGAUGGUGGUGAUGAUGACCAUAAUUGAUGCUUCUCUCCAAUCUUGUACUCAACCAACACCAACAACAAACAUAGAAUCCUUCAUUCUCUCUCUCUCUCUCUCUCAUAUCAACCAACUAGAAUAAAAGACACCCCACACACAACCACAUUUUGUUAAUAUCAUUCAAAUUUCUUGAUUUGAAAACACCCACAUAAAGAAACACCAAUUUGAGUGAUAUAAAGAGAAUGGAUAGUGCUUAAAAUCAUCCUUUUUUCAUAUGAUUUCAAGAUUUUUUGAACUAUAAACACCGAACAAGAUUAGAGGAAUCCAAAUCUUGAUCUUUGCUCAUAUGAUCUCAAGAUUUCUUGAAUCAUGAAAACCCACAUGAAAAAAGAUUAAUACCAACAAUUCUAUCCAUCAUGGAGAUCACGUGCGGGUGUUGGUCAGUUUUGCGGCGCAGUGUAAGCAGUGGCUCUUGUAAACCUUCUGCUGAAUCAAGAUCAAACUCCCUCACUUCUUUCCCUAGAAACAGUCUUGUUUAUGAUGCUGCUACAGAGACCAGGUACUUGAAUGCCAGCAACCGCGAGAUGUGUGCUCCUAACGAACCACGAAGCUCUUCUGAUCUGAACCCAAAUCAUCUUCUUCAGUUCAGUUUUCAUGAGCUGAAAUCGGCUACAGGAAACUUCAGACCGGAUAGCAUAUUGGGUGAAGGAGGAUUCGGAUUCGUGUUUAAAGGAUGGAUUGAUGAAAAUGGCACCGCCCCGGCUAAGCCUGGGUCCGGUAUCACGGUUGCAGUCAAGAGUUUAAAGCCUGAUGGUCUUCAAGGCCAUAGAGAAUGGGUGGCAGAAGUUGAUUUUCUUGGGCAGCUUCAUCAUCCCCAUCUUGUUAAGCUUAUUGGAUAUUGCAUCGAAGACGAUCAACGGCUACUCGUUUACGAGUUCAUGACUCGUGGAAGCCUCGAAAACCAUUUGUUUAGAAGAACCAUACCGCUACCAUGGUCUAACCGGAUAAAAAUAGCGACCGGUGCAGCCAAAGGGCUAGCGUUUCUUCAUGGAGGAACCGAGCCUAUUAUUUAUCGAGAUUUCAAGACCUCGAAUAUCUUGCUUGAUACGGAAUAUAACGCGAAGCUUUCAGAUUUUGGUCUAGCAAAAGCAGGACCACAAGGAGAUAAGACCCAUGUCUCUACUAGGGUCGUUGGAACAUACGGCUAUGCUGCCCCCGAAUACGUGAUGACUGGACAUUUGACGUCUAAGAGCGAUGUUUAUAGCUUUGGAGUUGUACUCUUAGAGAUCUUGACAGGUCGGAGAUCAAUGGACAAAAAGCGCCCAAGUGGAGAGCAAAACCUUGUUAUGUGGGCCCGCCCAUAUCUAGCCGACAAGAGAAAAGUGUAUCAACUAGUUGAUCCUCGAUUGGAAUUAAACUACUCCGUGAAAGGUGUCCAAAAGGUUGCUCAGAUAGCAUACAAUUGUUUGAGCCGGGAUUCAAAGGCCAGACCCUCGAUGGAUGAAGUUGUUAAAUCCCUGAGCCCAUUGCAUGACCUAAAUGACUUUGCCAUUUUGUCUUAUCAUGCUCGUAUGUCACAACAAGGUAGGCGUAAAAAGAAACAACCCGAAGGGACUCGAAAUGUUACUCUGAAUCAACCCAAACGGUUUAACGAGUCUCCCUCGGGUAGACAACAUUGUAAAUAGAAAAUACAUGUUCUAUUUAGUUUGAGAAGAUAAUUAUUCGAAUUUGGAUAUGUUUGUGGUGUAUUUUUUUUGGGGUGUUAAAUAUAUUACAGAAGUUAUUUAUAUGUCUGCA